Hevea brasiliensis (rubber tree) is the source of this 1374-nucleotide messenger RNA. RefSeq names its product superoxide dismutase [Fe] 3, chloroplastic. NCBI's taxonomy places the organism in Eukaryota, Viridiplantae, Streptophyta, Magnoliopsida, Malpighiales, Euphorbiaceae. Gene Ontology annotation, biological process: superoxide metabolic process. Gene Ontology annotation, cellular component: chloroplast nucleoid. The coding region runs from base 98 to 841 and encodes 247 amino acids. The transcript has 8 exons. Gene Ontology annotation, molecular function: superoxide dismutase activity; metal ion binding. The record is from RefSeq and is a predicted model, not a curated record.
AAACACUAAAAAGGUUCACAUCUCUCCUCCAGAUAAGAAAUUCUACUUGGGGCCGAGGAUAAGUGGACAUUGCAGAACAUUUGAGUGCCAGAAAGAGAUGAGUUGGUGCUGUACUUAUAAUCCUCUCCCUCUAUAUAGUCGUCUGCAAGUGACGGACUUCUCUUGUUCUUGGCAAUUGAAGAAUGCCCAAAAGAUGCUUCUAUCUCUGGGAAAGAAGCCCGAGAAGAAGAAGCAAUUCUAUAGAUUCCAAACCCCUUCAAAGGUUGUCGCUUACUAUAGAUUGAAGACACCACCUUAUAAACUCGAUGCUUUAGAACCAUAUAUGAGUAAGAGGACACUAGAGAUGCAUUGGGAAGAACAUCAUCGUGCCUAUGUGGAAGGAUUGAAUAAACAGCUAGCAAAUGAUGAUAUACUAUAUGGGUAUACUAUGGAUGAACUUGUCAAAGUAACAUAUAACAAUGGGAACCCCUUACCUGAAUUCAACAAUGCUGCCCAGGUCUGGAAUCAUGAUUUUUUUUGGGAAUCCAUGCAACCAGGAGGCGGUGAGAUGCCAGAACUUGGGGUACUUCAGCAGAUUGAAAAGGAUUUUGGUUCCUAUACAAAUUUCAAAGAGAAGUUUACAGAAUCAGCUUUUACUGUAUUUGGCUCUGGUUGGAUUUGGCUUGUAUUGAAGAGAGAAGAAAGACAACUUGCAAUCAUUAAAACAUCAAAUGCCAUCACUCCACUUGUAUGGGAUGAUAUCCCCAUCAUCUGUUUAGAUAUGUGGGAGGUAAAUUUAUACUCUCGGUCUCUCUCACACGCAAAAACCACAGCAUGCUUAUUAUCUGGAUUACAAGAAUGACAGAGAGAAGUAUGUGAAUACAUUUAUGAAUCACCUCAUCUCAUGGAAUGUAGCAAUGGAACGUAUGGCACGUGCGGAGGCCUUUGUUAAUUUAGGUGAACCGAAAAUUCCUAUUGCUUGAAUUUUUUUUGGCAUGAAGAAUUCAUGAUUAAAUACUGUCAAAGGCUUCUGAGUGAUAAUGGUCAGACAUCAUCCACUGGAAACCAUUAAGACACAAAUUUUGCACUUGUGUAAAAUGAGCUAAUGCUUUUUUGUAGCCCCUAGUUUAGUUCUUGCCGUGUGACACAAAUUGAUGCCCUGAUGUGAUGUGAUGGAUUAUAAUCAAUAUGCACUGCAUUUGUGGAAGAGAGAGAGAGAGAGGAUUUUAGAGAUACACAAUGUACUGGUUAUUUAAUUUACAAAGUCGAAGGAAAAUACAAUGUUGGAAUGUUCAUGUUUACAAUUAUAACAUGAAUUAUUUCUAAUAUUUAUUUAUAUUUUCAUAAAAUUAUAUUAAAACUCUAGAGACGAAAUGUUUCGUUAUUAAUUUGUUA